This is a messenger RNA of Danaus chrysippus (African queen), 597 nucleotides long. The record is from the annotation of a GenBank genome assembly. NCBI's taxonomy places the organism in Eukaryota, Metazoa, Arthropoda, Insecta, Lepidoptera, Nymphalidae.
AUGCUGACGAGGCUGCUGACCUUUGCUCUGGUGGCCGCUAGCUGGCGUGCCGACGCCUGCACAUGCGAGCCCGACCAUCCACAAACACACUUUUGCAACAGUGAUUUUGUGAUCGUGGGACGAGUACAAAAAAUGUUCAGGGGAACAGAUUUCUACGAUGCUUAUAAGGUUAAAAUUCGAAACAUAUUCAAAGCAACCCCGAAGGCCGCAUUAGCGCUGAAAGCUGGCAGAAUCUUGACGCCUUCACAAGAUUCGCUGUGUGGAAUGGCACUUCAGCCUAGAGAGACUUAUGUUAUAACAGGUCGUGUGGUACAUUUGCAAGCACACAUACACCUUUGUGGAUACGUCAAUAAAUGGCGCGAAGUAACGCCGCGACAACGGAAAGGUUUCAGGCUGCUUUAUAAACAAGGCUGCACGUGUAAGGUCCAUGUGAAAAGACGCAGCACUAAAUCUCCUAAUACUUGCGUGACGGGUUACGACGAGUGCUACGAGCGACAUGGAGUCUGUCUUCACGACCGCGAAAGACGCUGCCGCUGGACUAGAUAUUUUAGUGUCAGUUUAUGUUAUUUUAAAUGUUUGUGUGUAGUAUUAGAAUAA